AUGGCCCUAUUCAAGUCAAUAGCUAUAAUUAUGGGCAUACAAAUCUUUGGUUGGAUGUUUUCAUUAACUGCUUAUAAUUUAGUGGAUAAUGGAGUUUUUAGUAAUUUUAGUAGCGAUACACAAACAUUAAUUAAUUUGGGAAUUAAUUGUGUUAGCUCUCUGAGUUCGACAUGUGAAGUACCUGCACUUUUUCUAUCAAGUUCUGAACAUCGCAAAGCUUUAUUUAAAACUUUUGGUUAUGAGAAAAAGUCAACUUCAGUUAUGGUUGUGAAUCGAAAUAUAAUGGUCUCAACUCAAAUAAUGGCUAGUUCCCAAGUAGCACCAAUCCGUGUUGGAUAA
Molecule: messenger RNA, 339 nt
Organism: Meloidogyne enterolobii
Lineage: Eukaryota; Metazoa; Nematoda; Chromadorea; Rhabditida; Meloidogynidae
Source: the annotation of a GenBank genome assembly